CAAUGGAGGAAGAGGAAGAGGAAGAAGAGAGUGCCCACUAUAAAUGAGAGCCUGGGUGGGGUGGGGUGGCCUUCACCUGAGCCAUCGCCCCCAGCUGCUCUGCAACUCUUCCUGGCCUGGAGCAUAUUGCCUAGUGGCUAGUGCUCGCUAGAGCUAGAGCUUCGAUUCUCAUCCAUCCAUCCAUCCCUGCUUCUAGUCGCGGUGAUAUGAAGAGCAGGAAGCAGCAGCAGAGCACGAGAAGCGCAGCAGGAGGAGGAGGAGACACGAGCAGCAGCGGAGGAGGAGGAGGCAACUGGUAUAGCAGCAGCAAGAUGGAGCGGAAGGACGUGGAGAAGAACCGGCGGCUCCACAUGAAGGGCCUCUGCCUCAAGCUCUCCUCCCUCAUCCCUCCUCCUCCUCCUCCUCAGCCUCACCACCACCACCACUCCACCUCCCCUCCUUCCUCCACCUGCAAGGAGACGGUGACGCAGCUGGAGCACCUGGAGCAGGCGGCGGCGUACAUCAAGCAGCUCAAGGGGAGGAUCGACGAGCUCAAGAAGAGGAAGCAGCAGGCGGCGCCGCUGAGCAGCAUGCCGGUGGUGGAGGUGCGGUGCCAGGAGGGGACGCUGGACGUGGUGGUGGUGAGCGAGGCCGGCGACAGGGCGGCAGCGCCGGUGCGGCUGCACGAGGUGAUCGCCGUGCUGGAGGAGGAAGGCGCUGAGGUGGUGAACGCCAGCUUCUCCGUGGUCGGCGACAAGAUCUUCUACACGCUCCACUCCCAGGCGCUCUGCUCCAGGGUCGGCCUCGACGCCUCCAGGGUCUCCCACAGGCUGCGCACCCUCCUCCUCCUCGUCUAAUCCAUCAUCAUCUUCAUUGCAAAUCUCUGCUGCGUAUUGAUCAAUAAAAUAUCUAUCUCUGAGAUAUCAUAAAGAGUACACCUUUAGGUAGGUUAAUUACUUAGUGAAUUAUGAAGAGUUUUUACUAGCUGAGCUAAUGGCCGGAUGGCAUGAGCAGGAGCAAGCUGCUAAUUAGGUUUCGUUUUUUGCACUAUCCCUCCUUCUGGGUGCCUGGGUGCUGCAUGUACAGCUAGUUAGCUACCUGCCUGCCCUCUCUAUGUCUCCAUCCUUACCAGUAUGUGUGUGUGUUUUGUGUUGUGUUCUUUCGAUAGAUCAGCUGCCUGAAAUCAAUCCGAUCCCAUGUAUUUUGUUUGCAUGCUCUCUACCCUACGAACAUGCAUCAGUGUUGUAAUGCUCAAGACUUCUCUCAAUGUAGGCCUAAUUCUAAAAGAGAAAAAAAGGUAUGAAGAUAAAAGGAAAUUGCUUUCUCAUCGAUUCCCCUGGUAUAAAAUGGAACAAUCCUUACAAACGAGGCACUCUCUUGUUCUUAU
Oryza brachyantha (malo sina) is the source of this 1366-nucleotide messenger RNA. RefSeq names its product transcription factor bHLH168-like. Gene Ontology annotation, cellular component: RNA polymerase II transcription regulator complex. The transcript is spliced from 2 exons. Gene Ontology annotation, molecular function: DNA-binding transcription factor activity, RNA polymerase II-specific; protein dimerization activity; RNA polymerase II transcription regulatory region sequence-specific DNA binding. Gene Ontology annotation, biological process: regulation of transcription by RNA polymerase II. Bases 207 to 836 code for a protein of 209 amino acids. Lineage: Eukaryota; Viridiplantae; Streptophyta; Magnoliopsida; Poales; Poaceae. The record is from RefSeq and is a predicted model, not a curated record.